This is a messenger RNA of Styela clava, 1072 nucleotides long. NCBI's taxonomy places the organism in Eukaryota, Metazoa, Chordata, Ascidiacea, Stolidobranchia, Styelidae. The record is from RefSeq and is a predicted model, not a curated record.
CCUGCCCUUCCGGGUGUCAUUGCAACGGUGCUACAGUUACAUGUAACAACAUAAAGGUUUUCCCCGAAUGUCUGCCAGCGGGAUCAACAAGACUUACAGUAUACAACUCAAAGAACCUGACUACAAUAUCCAGCAUUCCCAAGGACUUAACUUACCUAGAAGUAACAGAUACUAGUGUAUAUAGCGUGUCAAAACACGCUAUCGCAGACGCUUCUAUGUUACAUACCCUGAUGUUCAGUUAUAACGAUCAGUUAAGACAACUUGAUCUAGGUGAACCGAGUGAUGAUACCCAUCCAUUGACAACUCUAAAUCUGACGAAAUGCUCAGUGCUGAGUGAAGUCAACAAUGUCAAAGAAUAUAUCAACUUGGAAUUUAUUACUAUAUUUUCCUGUAAUAUUCAAGAAAUAGAUGAUGACAUGUUCAAAGGACUUCGAAAAGUGAAGACACUUGAUAUUUCACAUAACCACCGACUGGAGGACAUUGAUCGAGAUGCUUUUGAGGACUUGGACGCUUUGGAAAGUCUCAUCAUGAAUGAUUGCUUGUUAAGGAAGCUCUAUUCGGCAUAUUUUGAUAACGCCUAUCAUAAAAAUUUGAAAUACGUCAAUACAUUGCUAAAUCCUCUUCAGUGCUAUAAGAUGUGUGAUUUCAUGCAAUGGUAUUGGGGACAUUCAAGUUUUCUCAGUUAUGCUUUUAUCGGAAGCUGCACAAUUCAAAGCUACGGAAACACGUAUGUGUACAUAGUUUCCGAUUUAAACCGAUAUGAGGCAGGAUGUCCAAAAGAUAUCGGUGUAAUCAUAGGCGCAACACUUGGAGCAUUUUUUAUCAUCUGUAUUGCAGCAUGCGUUAUUGUAGUUGCUUGUGGAAUUGAUUACCGAAAAUACUGUUGCUUUUGUUGCGAAAGCCAGAGGAAUCGAAGAAUUUCUAGCGAUAACAGUACUGCCAAUAAGGAUCAAGAUCACACUUACGCCACGGUGUACUAGACACAAAAUGAAAAGGCACAUAUUAACUACCCUGAAGGUGCCAUGUAUACUGCCGCGCCACCAAGUUACGAAGGUGUCACAAAAGCCGUGGA